UUUUAUCAGUGAAAAGCCUAUUUAAGCAUGCGUGCCAAAUGACCUCACAUUUAUCUGGAGGGUUUGGAGCACAGGUCAAGUUUUUGAGAGGUGCUCAUAUAAACACCUGCAUCUGCACUACAGCCCACGAUUCUCUCAGGCACGUCAACAUGUGGGCAGCGCUGGUCUUACUGUUUUGUCUCACGUCAUCCGGGAGUUCACUCCCUCUGAAGGUAGAGAACGGCACGGUGACCGUGCGCACAGAAGACGGGCUACUGCGCGGGCAAGUGGCCUUGUCAGCCUGGAACAGGACCUACCUCAGCUUCCAGGCCGUGCCGUUCGCGCAGCCGCCCGUGGGGGAACUGCGCUUCAAGUCGCCCAAGCCGGUGAAGCCGUGGACUGGCGUGAGGGACAGCCGGGAAGAGGGCACCUACUGCGUCCAAGAUGUCCAGUUCCCCACCACGGCAAACAUCUCCGAGGACUGUCUUUACCUAAACGUCUACGUGCCACAGGUAGCGUCUAAUGCUUCCCGAACCGGUGGCCUGCCCGUGAUGGUGUGGAUCUACGGAGGAGGAUUCACUGGCGGAGGCGGGGUCAAGAGCAUUUAUGCACCGGACAACCUGUUGAACCGUUCCUCCAUCUUGGUGACCUUCAACUAUAGAGUGGGCGCUCUCGGGUUCCUGAGCAUGGAGCACCCCGACGUGACCAGCAACGCUGCCCUCAAGGACCAGGUGGCAGCACUGCGCUGGGUCAGGAGGAACAUCGCGCACUUCGGCGGCGACCCUGACGAGGUCACCAUCUUCGGGGAGAGUGCCGGCGGGAUCAGCGUCGACAUGCACCUGCUCUCGCCCAUGUCCGAAGGUCUGUUCAAGCGCGCCAUCUCGCAGAGCGGGUCUGCGCUGGCGGUCAACUUCAAGCCACGCUACAACGCCACCGGCGAGGCGUUCCGCCUGGGCGCGGCGCUCGGGUACAACGGCACGGACGCAGACGAGCUGGUCAGGUUCCUGCGCUCCGUGCCCGCGCAAGACAUCCUCAAGGGGCAGAAGCUGGUUGGCGCUGAGGAGGGUGCCACUGCUACCACGCUGAUCGCCUUCCCGGUCAUCGAUGCCAAGACGCAAGAGGGCAGCGAGGUGUUCCUCACAGACGUGCCCGAGAAGUUGUUCCGAGCCGGCAAGGUCCACCCCGUUCCUUACAUAACGGGAUUCAACUCGGAGGAAGCAAAGGGAGGCUUUACAGAUCUCACACAAGCAGACAUGGAUAGUUACAACAAGAAUCUGGAACAGUUCAUUCCGAAAUCUUUGAACAUGGAAAAAGGAACUAAAGAAUCUCUUGAGCUUGCGGCAAAGAUUAAGAACUUCUAUUUCGGAAACAAGUCAAUAAGUUUUGACACGCUGCCACAACUAGUUAAUCUUGCGUCUGACAACUUCAUGAUCUACCCGGUGCACAGAAGUGCUAUGCUUCACGUGAACUACGGAUCGUCACCUCUCUACAUGUACAUGUUCACAUAUUACGGUACAUUGAACCUCGAUUCCGGAAACUACACCAUUAAAGGAGCGGCUCAUGCUGACGAUUUGCAUUACUUCUUCUACCAGGGCAGCAAACUUUACAGUAAUGCAACCAGUGACGACAUGAAGGUCAUCCAGCACUUCACCGGCAUGUGGACGGACUUCAAUCGGUUUGGGGACCCGAGCAGGCACGAGUCUGUGAAGUGGACUCCAGCGACCAAGACAAGCCGCACCUACCUGCAGAUAGACGCAGACCUGAGUCUCCACCGGGACGCGUACAAGGAGCGCAUGGCAUUCUGGGACCAAGUGUUCGACACCUACAAGAAAGAUGUCAAGUUUUCGAGAGAUGCUCAUAUAAACACCAGCAUCUGCACUACAGCCCACGAUUCUCUCAGGCACGUCAACAUGUGGGCAGCGCUGGUCUUACUGUUUUGUCUCACAUCAUCCGGGAGUUCUCUCCCUCUGAAGGGAGAGGACGGCACGGUGACAGUGCGCACAGAAGACGGGCUACUGCGCGGGCAAGUGGCCACGUCAGCCUGGAACAGGACCUACCUCAGCUUCCAGGCCGUGCCGUUCGCGCAGCCGCCCGUGGGGGAACUGCGCUUCAAGUCGCCCAAGCCGGUGAAGCCAUGGACUGGCGUGAGGGACAGCCGGGAGGAGGGCACCUACUGUGUCCAAGAUGUCAUGGUCCCCACCACGGCAAACGUUUCCGAGGACUGUCUGUACCUAAACGUCUACGUGCCACAGGCAGCGUCUAAUGCUUCCCGAACCGGUGGGCUGCCUGUGAUGGUGUGGAUCUACGGAGGAGCAUUCAUUGGCGGAGCCGGGAUCAAGAGCAUGUAUGCGCCAGACAACCUGAUGAACCGUUCCUCCAUCUUGGUGACCUUGAACUACAGAGUGGGUGCUCUCGGGUUCCUGAGCAUGGAGCACCCCGACGUGACCAGCAACGCUGCCCUCAAGGACCAGGUGGCAGCACUGCGCUGGGUCAGGAGGAACAUCGCGCACUUCGGCGGCGACCCUGACAAGGUCACCAUCUUCGGGGAGAGUGCCGGCGGGAUCAGCGUCGACAUGCACCUGCUCUCGCCCAUGUCCGAAGGUCUGUUCAGGCGCGCCAUCUCGCAGAGCGGGUCCGCGCUGGCGGUCAACUUCAAGCCGCGCUACAACGCCACCGGCGAGGCGUUCCGCCUGGGCGCGGCGCUCGGGUACAACGGCACGGACGCAGACGAGCUGGUCAGGUUCCUGCGCUCCGUGCCCGCGCAGGACAUCCUCAAGGGGCAGAAGCUGGUCGGCGCUGAGGAGGGUGCCACUGCUACCACGCUGAUCGCCUUCCCGGUCGUCGACGCCAAGACGCAGGAGGGCAGCGAGGUGUUCCUCACAGACGUGCCCGAGAAGUUGUUUCGAGCCGGCAAGGUCCACCCGAUUCCCUACAUAAUCGGAUUCAACUCGGAGGAAUCAAAGGCAGACUAUAACGAUCUCACACAAGCAGACAUGGAUAGUUACAAUAAGAAUCUGGAACAGUUCAUUCCAAAAUCUUUGAACAUGAAAAAAGGGACGAAAGAAUCUCUUGAGCUUGCGGCAAAGAUAAAGAGCUUCUAUUUUGGAAACAAGUCAAUAAGUUUUGACACGCUGCCACAACUAGUUAAUCUUGAGUCUGACAACUUCAUGAUCUACCCGGUGCACAGAAGUGCUAUGCUCCACGUGAACUACGGAUCGUCACCUCUCUACAUUUACAUGUUCACAUAUGAUGGUACAUUACACCUCAAGCCAGGAAACUACACCAUUAAAGGCCCAGCUCACGCUGACGACACGCUGUACUUGUUCUACCAGGGCAGCCAGUCGUACAGUAAUCUAACCAGUGGCGACAUGAAGGUCAUCCAACACUUCACCGGCAUGUGGACGGACUUCGCUCUGUAUGGGGACCCGAGCAGGCACGAGUCUGUGAAGUGGACACCGGCGACCAAGACAAGCCGCACCUACCUGCAGAUAGACGCAGACCUGAGUCUCCACCGGGACGCGUACAAGGAGCGCAUGGCAUUCUGGGACCAAGUGUUCGACACCUACAAGAAGUGAAUCCUGUGUGUUCCUGUACAAAAUACAUGUGGCUGAGAAUAAGUAUUACCAUAAAAAAAAAAAAAAUUGUUUUGUAAUCCUACUAGUUAUUUA
This is a messenger RNA of Bacillus rossius redtenbacheri, 3647 nucleotides long. RefSeq lists its product as uncharacterized. The record is from RefSeq and is a predicted model, not a curated record. NCBI's taxonomy places the organism in Eukaryota, Metazoa, Arthropoda, Insecta, Phasmatodea, Bacillidae. The coding region runs from base 39 to 3554 and encodes 1171 amino acids. The transcript has 23 exons.